CUUUCCUCGGACCUUUGAGAAAAAAGAAUAAAAAGAGCUUUCUAAACCCAACGGCGUUGCGCCUAGAUGUUCACCGUGUGUAGACAUAACAAAGUUCCCAGUUUGGUUUCCAAGUUCAGGACUGCGACAAUUUCCUCAGUAGCUCGUAUAACAACAACAGGAAGCGGCGUUACCAGUAGUUGUACCCAAGCAACAAAGCCACCACCGUCAACGCUGAUGAAGAAACCCGCAGUUCUUUACCAUUACCCCUGCCCUGAUGGAGCUUUUGCUGCUUUGGCCGCUCACCUUUAUUUUUCUUCCAUACACAUAACUCCUCUUUACUUCCCCAACACCGUUUACUCUCCUAUCAGGGUGGAAGACCUUCCUCUAAAUGAAAUUGAUCAUGUUUACCUCUUGGAUUUUGUGGGUCCAUCUGGUUUUGUUCACCAACUCCACUCUAAAGUUGACUGUGUUGUUGUAUUAGAUCAUCACAAAACUGCACGAGAGCUGUUAGGUGGAGGGACAUAUGUGAGUGAAAAUUUGAUUAAAGUGAUCGACAUGGAUAGAAGUGGGGCUACUAUUGCUUAUGAUUAUUUCAAGGAGAAGCUCAUAAAUGGGGAUAAUAACAGAGCUGCCGAUGUCGAUGCACUAAAGAUUGGUGAAUUUGACAGAGUUAGGAGAUUAUUCGAAUAUAUAGAGGACAGAGAUUUGUGGAGAUGGAAACUUCCCGACAGUAAAGCAUUCAGCAGUGGCUUGGAUGAUCGUAAUAUUGAAUAUGAUAUCAAUUUGAACCCCUCCUUGUUUCAACAGUUGCUUGCUUUGGAUCUAAAAUCUCUUAUUGAGCAAGGAAAGAUAAGUUUGUCCCACAAGCAGAAACGAAUUGAUGAGGUCCUUGAGAAGUCGUUUGAGAUAGCACUUGGAGCUGGAACAUUUGGUUGUUGCCUGGCAGUUAAUGCAGAUUCUUUGCCCGAGUUAAGAAGUGAGCUUGGGAACCAGUUGGCUGUUAGAAGUCGUAAUAUGAAGUUGAGGGGGAUUGGAGCUGUUGUUUAUAAGGUACCGGAGCUUGAAAAUGAUCAAAUGUUAAAAGUUAGCCUGAGGAGCAUUGGUGAUGAGGAUACAACAUCUAUCUCUCAGGCAUUUGGUGGUGGUGGGCAUCAAAAUGCCAGUUCAUUGAUGUUAAACUCAGCUGAGUUUGAGAAUUGGAAGGUUUCCAAUAGAACUUCGACAUAGGUGAAAUAUUACCCUGAAUGUUUUGAAAUACCAGAUCUAACUGAUGUUUGACCCUUUGUCUUGGCUAUUUACUGUCUGGCAACUAGGUCUUAGGAAAUGCGAGCAGUCAAAAUCGAAUAAGCCAGAGCCUACCCAUGUUGCACUUUUUUUCCAUCUGUGCACAUGAUCCCUACUAGCUAUCUGCAUACAUCUUUUGUCCCAUGACAAUGGAAGUAGCAUAAUGCAGUCUUGGCUGCUAAUGCAGUGGGGAUUUAUAGGAUUGCUUGUUCAUGCUAGAGCUAGACUUCAAACCUUCUACUGGUGUCAGUCUUAGAGUCAAAGGUGGUCAAUAUAGCUCUCUGUUUUAUGUAAAAGCUUUGCCCGUGUGACGUGCUGUGACAACCUCCCUGAUCUAAAAGAAUGUGGAGCACUUGCUAUACUAUUUACUGCUGAUGAAUUGGAAUUAGUUGAAUUCUAGAGAAUCAUCCUUUUGUGUAGUGGGAUCUACUUUUGCAAGGCAUGCAGUGGUCCAGUCCUCUGGUGGUUUUCUUUUGGACCGAAAUGGACAAUUUUUUAUUGAUUGCCAGAUGAUAAAACAUAGAGAAACUAAGAAUGCUGAGCAUCUUCUCACGUCUAGGUAGUGCUGAUGUUUGGUGCUCUUUCGGCAAUAACUUCCUUUUAGUAGUUGGAUUGCAUUUCAGUAUGAACCUUUAUUUGCUUCCGCAUGAAAUAUUGGAAUACUGCAUCCAUAUUGUCACGA
Nicotiana attenuata is the source of this 1948-nucleotide messenger RNA. RefSeq lists its product as uncharacterized. The transcript has 7 exons. The record is from RefSeq and is a predicted model, not a curated record. The coding region runs from base 67 to 1209 and encodes 380 amino acids. Lineage: Eukaryota; Viridiplantae; Streptophyta; Magnoliopsida; Solanales; Solanaceae.